This is a messenger RNA of Maniola jurtina (meadow brown), 549 nucleotides long. Its product is annotated as pupal cuticle protein C1B-like. NCBI's taxonomy places the organism in Eukaryota, Metazoa, Arthropoda, Insecta, Lepidoptera, Nymphalidae. The record is from RefSeq and is a predicted model, not a curated record. Bases 1 to 549 code for a protein of 182 amino acids. The transcript is spliced from 2 exons.
AUGUACACCAAGGUCGUAAUCUUCAUGUGCGCCGCGGGCAUCGCCUCCGCUGGCAACCUCCUCCACGCUGCACCAGUUGCGUACAGCUCGCCAGUCUCCUCCGUGUCCUACUCAUCACAAACCACUGCUCACGCUGCACCCGUCGCAUACGCUGCAGCACCCGUCGUUGCCAAGACAAUCUCUCCUGCAGUGUCCUACCAAACCAUCUCUACCCACUCUGCGCCCGCCGUUGCUACAUACUCCGCACCAGCCGUCGCUGCUUACUCCUCACCCUACGUAACUAGGACGAUCGGCGCCCCUGUCUCUUACUCGUCCGUGGCUCACCCCGCCGUGUCCUACUCAUCAGUCGGCCACGCUGGCCCAGUGGCGUACUCCAGCCCCGUCUACGCUAAGACCAUCGCCGCUCCCGUUGCCACUUACGCCGCUGCUGCUCCCGCUUACUCCACUUACGCCGCUGCACCCGUAUUGAAAUCCGCCAUCACUUACUCCGCCGCGCCCGCGGUCUCUCACGUCACUUACUCCGGUUUGGGAGUCAACUACGGAUGGUAA